Molecule: messenger RNA, 2652 nt
Organism: Jaculus jaculus (lesser Egyptian jerboa)
Lineage: Eukaryota; Metazoa; Chordata; Mammalia; Rodentia; Dipodidae
Gene: Slc17a6
Product: solute carrier family 17 member 6
Exons: 12
Coding region: 812-2560 (582 amino acids)
Biological process (GO): synaptic transmission, glutamatergic; transmembrane transport; neurotransmitter loading into synaptic vesicle
Cellular component (GO): synaptic vesicle membrane; excitatory synapse
Molecular function (GO): neurotransmitter transmembrane transporter activity; L-glutamate transmembrane transporter activity
Source: RefSeq, a predicted model, not a curated record
CGAGGCGCCCAGCUCCCCUAGGAAGUCAAGGCUGCUCCUCCUUGUCCGACACUUGCCCUGUCCGUGGUGCUGAAACAUUCUGUCGCCUCCGGCGCAGUGGAACGCAGGGCGCUGUCUGCCUCUCUGGAAACCUAAGCUUCCAGGACACCGCCCAAAUAAGAACUGUGUAUCUGCUGUUCACUCACGUCCUCAAAGAGCAGCUGAGCUUCUUAAUUCCCCACUGCCGCAAAGCAGAGUUUCGCGGCGCGAUGGGAGGAGACCUCGAUGAGGCAACUGGCAGCAGCAUUCUCACCUGAGACCUGGGAAGGUGCCCUAAGUUCUUAAAGCGUUCAGCUCCUCACAGCGCAGGCACCAUUUUAAAAGAGUAGUGUUGAGUUUACCCUUACACAAGGGCUUGGUAACAUUUCCCAAUCCUCUGUGUAAAACUUGGAUGGCUUGAUUGCAAUAAACCUUCAAAACCGGCUAUUUACAUUUUUUAGUGAGCCAACUUCCUAGGACAAGGACGCUUCGACACCCGCCCAAAUACCAUGGCGCUGCGUGCACCACCGGAUCCUCCCCUUCCAAUGAGACUUUCUGGUUGUGUCUACCAGCUCUCCUAUUAGGAAACCCGUGGGUUGCAUGCUGUUGUAUUCUCCUUCUGGCUCUCCCUCCCCUCUCUCACUCGCACUCUGGCUGGAGGCUCACCAAUACCAUUCGUUGAGAAGAAAAAAACCCACAACUACCUUAAGCGAUUGGGACAAUAUGCGCCACCCUCGCCUUUCCUAGCCACCACUAUCAAAACCUGGCAGGGCAGGACACAGUCUUUGCAAGAAUGGAGUCGGUAAAACAAAGGAUUUUGGCCCCUGGAAAAGAGGGAAUAAAGAAUUUUGCUGGGAAAUCUCUCGGCCAGAUCUACAGGGUGCUGGAGAAGAAGCAGGAUGGCGGGCAGAACAUCGAGCUGACUGAAGAUGGAAAGCCGCUGGAGGUGCCUGAGAAGAAGGCUCCCCUGUGCGACUGCGCCUGCUUUGGCCUGCCCCGCCGCUACAUCAUUGCCAUCAUGAGCGGCCUGGGUUUUUGCAUCUCCUUCGGCAUCCGCUGCAACCUGGGCGUGGCCAUCGUGGACAUGGUCAACAACAGCACCAUCCACCGUGGGGGCAAAGUCAUCAAGGAGAAAGCCAAGUUCAACUGGGACCCGGAAACCGUGGGGAUGAUCCAUGGGUCCUUCUUCUGGGGUUAUAUCGUCACUCAGAUCCCAGGCGGGUACAUCGCAUCGCGGCUGGCGGCCAACAGGGUUUUUGGAGCUGCCAUACUUCUCACCUCUACCCUAAAUAUGCUCAUCCCAUCGGCAGCCAGAGUGCACUACGGAUGUGUUAUCUUUGUUAGGAUACUGCAAGGACUUGUGGAGGGCGUCACCUACCCAGCAUGCCACGGGAUCUGGAGCAAGUGGGCCCCUCCUCUGGAGAGGAGCAGGCUGGCCACCACCUCCUUCUGCGGGUCUUAUGCUGGAGCUGUGAUUGCGAUGCCUUUAGCUGGCAUCCUGGUGCAGUACACUGGCUGGUCUUCAGUGUUUUAUGUCUAUGGAAGCUUUGGAAUGGUCUGGUACAUGUUUUGGCUUUUGGUGUCUUAUGAGAGCCCUGCCAAGCACCCUACGAUUACAGAUGAAGAACGUAGGUACAUAGAAGAAAGCAUUGGAGAGAGUGCAAACCUUUUAGGUGCAAUGGAAAAAUUCAAAACCCCAUGGAGGAAGUUUUUCACAUCUAUGCCAGUCUACGCAAUCAUCGUUGCAAAUUUCUGCAGAAGUUGGACUUUUUACCUAUUGCUCAUCAGUCAGCCAGCAUACUUUGAGGAAGUCUUUGGAUUUGAAAUAAGCAAGGUGGGCAUGCUUUCCGCUGUGCCUCAUUUAGUAAUGACGAUCAUUGUGCCCAUUGGAGGGCAGAUUGCAGACUUCUUACGAACCAAGCAGAUUCUGUCAACUACGAAUGUGAGGAAGAUCAUGAACUGUGGUGGCUUCGGCAUGGAGGCUACUCUGCUGCUGGUUGUAGGGUAUUCCCACACCAGGGGGGUGGCCAUCUCCUUCCUGGUGCUUGCUGUGGGGUUCAGUGGAUUUGCUAUUUCUGGCUUCAAUGUGAACCACUUGGACAUUGCUCCAAGGUAUGCCAGCAUCCUCAUGGGCAUUUCGAAUGGUGUGGGUACACUCUCAGGAAUGGUUUGCCCUAUCAUUGUUGGUGCGAUGACAAAGAACAAGUCGCGCGAAGAGUGGCAGUACGUCUUCCUCAUUGCUGCCCUUGUCCACUAUGGUGGAGUUAUAUUUUACGCAAUAUUUGCUUCAGGAGAAAAACAACCUUGGGCAGACCCUGAAGAAACAAGUGAAGAAAAAUGUGGAUUUAUUCACGAAGAUGAACUGGAUGAAGAGACAGGGGAUAUUACUCAGAAUUAUAUAAAUUAUGGUACCACCAAGUCUUAUGGCUCCACCACACAGGCUAACGGAGGUUGGCCUGAUGGCUGGGGAAAGAAAGAAAGACUUGUGCAAGAAGAAACACAAGACACAUACGCCUGCCAGGACCAAGACAGUUAUUCAUAACAAACCCAAUGGUGGAUUUCUUUUCAGUGUUUGUGAUUAAUUGUGAUUGCACAAAAAAAAAAAAAUGUGGUGUAAACAUAUCAGCCAGGCAA